AUGCGACAAACUAAGACUCCCGAAAGAAACAAAAAUAGCACCAUGUUUUCUGUCGCCGGGCCUGUUCCCGUCUUCAACGACCGGGCUUCAUGGGACUUUAAGCCUGUAUUCUCGUCACCUCUUUCGUCGUCGCCAAUUCGCGCGUCAUCACCACUUUCUCCUAUCAACGACAACGCCCCUCGCCAAACACAGUCGUCGCCUAUCCCACAGCCCAAGUUCAAGUACGCGUCGCGACCGACAAGACCGAAUCCGGUAGUCCGUCGAAGGGAGGAUGUGCAGGAAAACCGGAGGAAGGCCUUCCUUCAAAACGUUAGGCAGCGAGCUGAUGACAAGACCUACCAACGGCGGGAUAUGGAGGGCACUAUUCUUAAGUCAGAAUGGGACCGUGAGUUACAACAGCGAUUUUACGCCAAACAACUCGAAAGCGAUGCGAUAUACUCCGAGGCAGAGAUUGAAGAUGCCGCAGCUCUUUCACAAAACCGUGUACCACAGAUGCCCGACGAUGCCGACGACAUGAUGGUUGAUGUAAUCGCACAGGAAGAGCAAGAAGAGCUUGACGCAUUGCUGUCGUCGUACAGCCAGUGUUCCGAAGCGCAGGCACCACCGGACCCUUACAACCUCUCAGAUGACGAGGAUUAUGACGCGCUAUUUCUGAGUCUAGUGUCACAAGAGAACCAUCCACCGGAUGCCUCGUCUCAGGAAAUGGACAUGUCUUAA
Molecule: messenger RNA, 717 nt
Organism: Colletotrichum truncatum
Lineage: Eukaryota; Fungi; Ascomycota; Sordariomycetes; Glomerellales; Glomerellaceae
Source: RefSeq, a predicted model, not a curated record